AUGGCGGCGGCAAUGCCAAUUAACCCCAAACCUUUCCUCAAUAGUCUCACAGGGAAAUCUGUGCUUGUUAAAUUAAAGUGGGGGCAUGAAUAUAAAGGUUUGCUAGUUUCAGCGGAUGGGUACAUGAACUUACAAUUAGCUAAUACUGAAGAAAUUGUUGAUGGAUCAUGUACAGGAAAUCUUGGAGAAGUCCUAAUUAGGUGUAAUAAUGUUUUAUAUGUAAGAGGAGCAGAGGAAGAAGAUGAAGAGGGGGAGAUGAAGGAG
Molecule: messenger RNA, 264 nt
Organism: Brenthis ino (lesser marbled fritillary)
Lineage: Eukaryota; Metazoa; Arthropoda; Insecta; Lepidoptera; Nymphalidae
Source: the annotation of a GenBank genome assembly